Setaria italica (foxtail millet) is the source of this 2174-nucleotide messenger RNA. RefSeq lists its product as uncharacterized. The coding region runs from base 76 to 1998 and encodes 640 amino acids. Lineage: Eukaryota; Viridiplantae; Streptophyta; Magnoliopsida; Poales; Poaceae. The transcript has 3 exons. The record is from RefSeq and is a predicted model, not a curated record.
CUCACACACAGUUGCUACCAGGUGAUCCACGAUCGGCCGGCUUAGCCGAGUACUCCUACUCCUAGCUGGGAAGAGAUGUCGGCCCCUGGGGAGGCCGGCUCGCGAAUCUGCCGCAACACCACUUCGGUGAAGGUCCAAACGUUCAUGGGAACCGGGGCGGUGCCAUGCACCGAGACGCGCCAGAAAUUCCCGGUCCUGGUGCGGGUCACGGCCGCCGCGGCGGAGGAGCAGAUCAGCUCCGCCACGCCGCACGGCGUGGACAUCGUUGCGGUGCUCGACGUAAGCAUGUCCGCGGACAAGCUGAAGCGCACGAAGGACGCCAUGAACAUCGUCAUCAACAAGCUCGGCCCCGAGGACCGGCUCUCCAUCGUGUCGUUCGGCAGCGACGACGUGCGCCGCGAAAUGGAGCUCACCGGCAUGUCUGACCAUCAAGGCCGGAAAGACGCUAAGGACGUGGUCAAGCGGCUACUCACACAAGGUGGGGCCAGCAGUAUGGGCCGUAGGGUACCGCUUGCUGCUCUGCAUGAGGGAGCUCAGAUUCUAAGGGAGCGUCAAGAUGGCGAGAAGAGCAGCAGCCGUGUAGGCUGCAUCUUGUUCCUGUCGGACGGUCUGGACACCCAGAUCUUGGACGACGCAUGUAUUAGCAGCGACUUCCCAGUACACACCUUGGGUUUGGGCGCCGACCACGACCCCAAGGCCCUGAAGCACAUCGCCGACAAGACCUCCGGCACCUACUCCUUCGCCAACAAGGACAUGGCCAAGAUCAAGGACGCCUGCGCUCUGUUCACGUCCAUCCCGGCGACAUCCGUGGAGAUCACCCUCAGGGCUCACGAGGGCGCUCUCAUAUCGUCCAACGAGACGGGCCCCGACGACGGACGGUCUCUCUCGAUCCGCAUCGACAACAUGUAUGCCGGCGAGAAGAGGAACUUCAUCGUCUACCUGGCACUGGAAGCUACGGCGGAGGGCAGGCAGAAGCUCCUGACCAUCGGCGGCCGGUACCAGAACCUUAGUGAGAGCAAGAACCUUGAUGACACUGAUGAUGUUUUCUUGAUGCGGCCAGAUGAAAAAUCCUCCAAGACCGGCCGCCAAGUUUUCCUCCGUGUCCCUGAUGUGGCGGCACAAAUCAAGAUGUUGUUCCUGGGUAUCUCCGGCUCAGUGCCACAGCCGACCGCGGCGACGAUCACUUCCAGGUUGCAACAAAUAUGGCAGGAUGUGUGCCACUCAACGGAAGGCAAAAUUAGAAACGCUUCUGAGACCAUGGGAAACAUCAAGGAGGCAGGUUACCAAAAGAUGACCAGGGGCAUCAACAACUUCGACCGGUACAAGGUAUCAGGGCUGCCUUACAAAUUGUCAUGGCCAAGGAGCCUCAAUUGGCGGCGUGCAACCACUAAGAACAACGAACCCGAAUCUCCCAAGACUGGUGAUGUCGUCCUGACCCCAGGGCAAGAACCAGAAGAAAUUGCCCAAGAUGGAAACCACGGCAACGCCGCCACCACCGCCGCUGCCACAUGGGAAAAAAUCAGAGCUCGGGCAAGGAGACACCCCUGCUCUCGUUUGCGCCCGGGUGUUGCAGUUGUGCUUGUCCUGACCUCGCUCCUUCUGAUGAUGCUCUACUCUGGGCUUGAAGGAAGCUCCAUGGCAAAGGGCAUAGCACAGCUGCAGUAUCCAAUGCUUUUGUUCUCCAAGAGCAACUAUGCUGCUUGGGAUGCAAACAAGGCCAUAGAUCCCAAACAGGUUCCCGCAAGGAAGGACCAGGAGCAACUGGCAUGGAAGGCAACGAAAGCGACUGAUGAGAGCACGUCGCCAGGACAAGGGUGCUGCAGAGACAAUGCUGAUGAUGCAUCAGACAAGUGCGGCGAAUGCCAUGGUCGUGACCAUGAUACAGAUAGGGAAAGUGAUUUGGUUGCCAAGAUCUUGGACAUUAUCCUCUCCAGUGUCAAGGGGAAGGAAAGUGAGUUGAAGUCUCUUCUGGUUGAAGCUCGGUGUGAUCAUGAGUAACAGUUCUCUUCUGAUGGUAUAUAUCUGGAGAAUAACAAUCAAGCAUUGCAUGUGAAGCAUGGAGAAUAAAGAAUAAUUAAGAGGGUAAAUCUGGUGCUAUUAAUCACGAUUAAGCGUUUUAUGAUGUAAAAGGAGCGCCUGAAUGUUCAUUUGUUCCUUCUCAUGGACCGCUGCUA